Cuscuta campestris is the source of this 617-nucleotide messenger RNA. The record is from the annotation of a GenBank genome assembly. Lineage: Eukaryota; Viridiplantae; Streptophyta; Magnoliopsida; Solanales; Convolvulaceae.
CCUUCUUCUACUCAAAGAAAAUACAAAAAAAUAAAUUAUAAUGUUGGGAAGAGAAGAAGAGAGGACAAUGAUGAACAAGUACUACACAAGAAGUUGCAGCUUGAGGACUACUGCCACCACGGCGGCGGUGGCGGCGAACCGGCGGCCAUCAGAGAUACUAUUUUCUCAUCCAAUCAGACAUUAUCUGAAGCGGUUCCGGGGAAGUCUGGCGGAGGCUUUGCGGGUCAUUUCUCCGGGGAGAUGCCGGAAAGUUGGGUCGUCUCCGGACGGGGAGAAGGUGGGGGUGAUGGGGAGAAGCUGCUCGUGCAAGUGGGCCAUGACGAGCGGCCCACGUGCAAUGGGCGGGUUUGAUCAUCAUAGGGCUGAGGCCAUUGAUGAUUGCAUCCGGUUCAUCAACUCGUCCUUGUCAUUGUCUAGAUCGAACUCACUUUCUUCGUGAUUAUAUUAUAUUAUCACUCAUUCGUUAGCUUGCUUAGAACUACAGAGUGCACUUGGCAAUGUAUAUGAUCAACAAUUGAAUGAUGAUCAAUUCUUUUGUUUUGUUUUUUUUAAUAUGAGAAAAGGUUCUUUGUGCCAUUUUAAUUUACUCCUUCCGUCCAUAAAUAAACUUUACAUUA